AUGAGCUCAAGUUUGCCUAGGUCUUUACUCCGUUUAGGACAUAGAAAGCCUUUGUUUCCACGAUAUAAUACUUUCGUGAACUCAUCGGUAAUAACUCAUACGUCACUGCUUAGAACAAGAUUAUAUAGUAAUGGCACCGGCGCAACAUCAGGAAAGAAGGAUGACAAGACUAGGAAUAAACCUAAGCCAUUAUGGCCUCAAGUAAAAUCCGCUUCUACGUUCACCUUUUCUGGCAUACUUGUGAUAGGAGCUGUUGGUAUAUCUGCUAUUGUUAUUUACCUAAUUCUUUCAGAACUAUUUUCGCCUUCAGGUGAUACACAGCUUUUCAACAGAGCAGUUUCUAUGGUAGAGAAAAACAAAGAUAUAAGAAGUUUGUUACAGUGCGACGAUGGCAUUACGGGAAAAGAAAGAUUGAAAGCGUACGGUGAGCUUAUAACGAAUGACAAAUGGACAAGAAACAGGCCUAUAGUAUCUACCAAAAAAUUAGAUAAAGAAGGUAGGACACAUCACUAUAUGAGAUUCCACGUUGAAUCCAAAAAGAAAAUAGCGUUGGUUCACUUAGAGGCUAAAGAAUCCAAACAGAAUUAUCAACCUGACUUUAUCAACAUGUACGUUGAUGUUCCCGGAGAGAAGCGUUACUAUUUGAUCAAGCCAAAAUUGCAUCCGGUUUCUAAUUCGAAGGGCUUUCUGGGAAUUAGAUGGGGCCCCAGAAAAGAUUAA
This is a messenger RNA of Saccharomyces cerevisiae S288C, 720 nucleotides long. It is a transcript of the gene TIM21, whose product is annotated as Tim21p. The transcript has a single exon. Bases 1 to 720 code for a protein of 239 amino acids. Gene Ontology annotation, biological process: protein import into mitochondrial matrix. Gene Ontology annotation, cellular component: mitochondrion; TIM23 mitochondrial import inner membrane translocase complex; mitochondrial inner membrane. NCBI's taxonomy places the organism in Eukaryota, Fungi, Ascomycota, Saccharomycetes, Saccharomycetales, Saccharomycetaceae. The record is from RefSeq and is marked reviewed.